Molecule: messenger RNA, 6513 nt
Organism: Megalops cyprinoides (Indo-Pacific tarpon)
Lineage: Eukaryota; Metazoa; Chordata; Actinopteri; Elopiformes; Megalopidae
Product: transient receptor potential cation channel subfamily M member 7-like
Exons: 40
Coding region: 152-5791 (1879 amino acids)
Biological process (GO): calcium ion transport; monoatomic cation transmembrane transport; protein tetramerization
Cellular component (GO): membrane
Molecular function (GO): ATP binding; calcium channel activity; protein serine/threonine kinase activity
Source: RefSeq, a predicted model, not a curated record
AUUAUGAAAAAGCUACCUUCCGCUGGAGCUGGAGCGGAGGCAGAUUUCUCCAACGUCAACCGAGCUUUCCUUCCAAGGCUAACCGAUAACACCGCUGAUAGAUGGCUAAAAGCCACGGAGCAGCUCUUCCUGAGUCUGAACGGUGAAGAGAAUGUCCCAGAAAUCCUGGAUAGAAAGCACUUUCACCAAGAGGGAAUGUGUGUACAUACUUCCAGUUUCGAAAGAUCCCCACAGAUGCCUUCCAGGAUGUCAAAUUUGCCAGCAGCUGGUGCGGUGCUGCUGCGGGCGGCUGGUCCGGCAGCACGCUGGCUUCACCGCCAGCCUGGCCAUGAAGUACUCGGAUGUGAAGUUGGGUGAGAAUGAGAUGCCCGAGCUGGAGGAGUGGUCGGUGGAAAAGCACACGGAGGAGAACCCCACGGAUGCGUACGGUAUCAUCAACUUUCAGGGAGGAUCCCAUUCCUACAGAGCCAAGUAUGUGCGACUGUCCUACGACUCCAAACCCGAAAUGAUUCUUCGCCUUAUGCUCAAAGAGUGGCAGAUGGAGCUUCCAAAGAUCGUCAUCUCUGUCCACGGUGGGAUCCAGAACUUCGACCUUCACCCCCGCAUCAAGCAGGUGGUGGGGAAGGGGCUGAUAAAGGCCGCGCUGACCACCGGCGCCUGGAUCCUGACCGGAGGGGUCAACACAGGUGUAGCAAAACAUGUCGGUGAUGCUCUCAAAGAGCACUCUUCCAGAUCCUCCCGGAAAAUUUGCACUAUUGGAAUAGCUCCAUGGGGAGUUAUCGAAAACAGGAACGACCUCAUCGGAAGAGAUGUGGUUGCCCCCUACCAGACGCUGCUGAACCCUCUGAGCAAGCUGAACGUGCUGAACAACCUGCAUUCGCACUUCAUCCUGGUGGAUGAUGGGACGGUGGGGAAGUACGGGGCCGAGGUCAAGCUGCGGCGGGAGCUGGAGAAGCACAUUAACCUGCAGAGGAUUCACGCCAGAAUCGGGCAGGGGGUGCCGGUGGUGGCGCUGAUCUUGGAGGGCGGGCCCAACGUGAUUCUCACCGUGCUGGAGUACCUGCAGGAGAGCCCGCCCGUGCCCGUGGUGGUGUGCGAGGGCACCGGCCGCGCCGCCGACAUCCUGGCAUACGUCCACAAGCAGACCGAGGAAGGAGGGGGUCUACCUGAUGGUGUUGAAGCAGACAUCAUUGCCACUAUUAAAAAAACCUUCAACUUCAGCCACAGCGAUGCCAUACACCUAUUUCAGACACUAAUGGAAUGCAUGAAGAGCAAAGAACUGAUCACUGUCUUUCACAUUGGGUCAGAGGAUCAUCAAGACAUUGAUGUUGCAAUACUGAGAGCGCUGCUAAAAGGCACUGAUGCAUCAGCGUUUGACCAGCUCGUCCUCACCCUGGCCUGGGACCGGGUCGAUAUUGCCAAGAACCACGUGUUUGUUUAUGGUCAGCAGUUGCUGGUGGGGUCCCUGGAGCAGGCCAUGUUGGACGCUUUGGUGAUGGACCGGGUGGAGUUUGUGAAGCUCCUCAUUGAGAACGGCGUCAGCAUGCACAGGUUCCUCACCAUCACGCGCUUGGAGGAGCUCUAUAACACGAAACAAUCCCCAACAAAUCCAACUCUCUUUCACCUUGUAAGAGAUGUUAAGCAGGGUAACCUUCCCCCAAAUUACAAAAUCACGCUGAUUGAUGUGGGCCUUGUCAUUGAGUAUCUCAUGGGCGGGACAUACAGAUGCAACUACACCAGGAAACGCUUCAGAAUCAUUUACAACAAUCUCCAUGGGAACAAUCGGCGAUCUGGACGCCAUUCAUCAAGCAGUGGAUCCCACCUGCGCAAAAACCAUGAGUCUUUCAGUAUCCAUGCAGACAAGAAGGAGAAGACCAGGCACAACCACUUCAUCAAGACUGCUCAGCCAUACAAACCAAAGCCUGAGUCUACAGUGGAACAGUCCAAGAAGAAGAGCAAGGAGGAGAUAGUGGACAUCGACGACCCAGAGACCAGGCGAUUCCCCUACCCCUUCAACGAGCUGCUGGUGUGGGCGGUGCUGAUGAAGAGGCAGAAGAUGUCGCUCUUCUUCUGGCAGCAUGGGGAGGAGUCCAUGGCCAAGGCCUUGGUAGCCUGCAAGCUGUGCCGCUCCAUGGGCUACGAGGCCAAGAAGAGCGACGUGGUGGACGACACAUCCGAGGAGCUGAAGGAGUACUCAAACGAGUUCGGCACGUUGGCGGUGGACCUGCUGGAGCAGUCGUUCAGGCAGGACGAAACGAUGGCCAUGAAGCUGCUGACCUACGAGCUGAAGAACUGGAGCAACUCGACGUGCCUUAAGCUGGCAGUGUCGUCCCGGCUGCGGCCGUUCGUGGCCCACACCUGCACACAGAUGCUGCUCUCUGACAUGUGGAUGGGGCGGCUCAACAUGAGGAAGAACUCCUGGUACAAGGUCAUUUUGAGUAUUCUGGUCCCGCCAGCGAUCUUGAUGCUGGAGUACAAGACGAAAGCGGAGAUGUCCCACAUUCCCCAGUCACAGGAUGCCCAUCAGAUGACCAUGGAGGACAGCGAGCACAACUUCCAGAACCCCGCCGAUGACAUCCAAAUGGAUGUUUUCAAGGAAGUGAGAUUAAACGACAACAUCGAAGCGAAAAGUGAAACGGAGGUCCACGUUCGGCCGAGAAGGCUGCCAAUCACCACCAAGUUCUACGCCUUCUAUCACGCUCCCAUUGUCAAGUUCUGGUUCAAUACGAUGGCGUACCUGGCCUUCCUCAUGCUCUACUCGUACGUCGUCCUGGUGAAGAUGCCCAGCGAGCCCUCUCCACAGGAGUGGGGCGUCAUCCUCUACAUUUUUACCUCGGCCAUCGAGAAGAUCCGUGAGAUGUUUAUGUCUGAAGCUGGAAAGAUUGGGCAGAAGAUCAAAGUCUGGUUCAGCGACUAUUUCAAUAUUUCAGACACCCUUGCAAUCGUCAUGUUCUUUGUCGGGUUCGGACUGAGAUAUGGAAAGGAAGAUGUCUUUGUUGCUGGAAGAAUUGUGUAUUGCUUGAACAUUAUAUUUUGGUACGUGCGGCUCUUAGAUAUUCUGGCGGUUAACCAGCAGGCUGGACCCUACGUCAUGAUGAUCAGUAAAAUGGUGGCCAACAUGUUUUACAUAGUUGUGAUAAUGAUCGUGGUGCUCCUGAGUUACGGCGUUCCCAGGCAAGCUAUCCUGUACCCAAACGAGGAGCCAUCAUGGAAACUUGCUAAAGACGUUGUGUUCCAGCCCUACUGGAUGAUGUAUGGUGAAGUGUAUGCAUAUGAAAUUGACGUGUGUGCGAAUAACACUGAAGAGCAUCUGCACGAUCUCUGUCGGCCUGGAGUGUGGCUGACACCCCUCCUGCAAGCGGUCUACCUCUUCGUUCAGUACAUUCUCAUGGUCAACCUCCUCAUCGCUUUCUUCAACAAUGUGUACAUACAGGUGAAAUCCAUGUCCAACCUGGUGUGGAAGUACCAGCGAUAUCACUUCAUUAUGGCCUACCACGACAAGCCAGUCCUCCCCCCUCCGCUCAUCCUGCUCAGCCACCUGGUCUCCCUGUUCUCCUGCAUCUGCAGGAAGAGAAAGAAGGGAAGCGGGACGUACGGACCAAAACUCUUCCUGACAGAGGAAGACCAAAAGAAGCUCCAUGACUUUGAGGAGCAGUGUGUGGAGACAUACUUCCAUGAAAAGGACGACCAGUUCCACUCUAGGAGCGAGGAGAGGAUCCGGGUGACCUCUGAAAGGGUCGAGACCAUGUGCAUACAGCUGAAGGAGGUGGGCAACAGGGUGAACUUCAUAAAGCGCUCCCUUCAUACCCUCGACUCUCAGAUCGGGCACCUGCAGGACCUGUCGGCGCUGACAGUGGACACGCUGAAAGCCCUGACGGCCCAGCGGGCGUCCGAGGCCAGUAAGGUCCACAAUGAGAUUACGCGCGAGCUCAGCAUCUCCAAGAACCUGGGGCCCGGCGCCAACCUGGUGGACAUCGGCUCCCAGUCCAAGUCCUCUGUGCUUGUCAAGCACAGCAUCGGGGCGUACUUCGGGUCCUCUUUCCCGCAGGGCGGAGGCAACAUCGCAGACUCCUUGUUCGGCAGCGGGGUCCAGGACGCGGUCAGCCGGAGGUUCGCGCCGGACCUCGCCCUGAGCCCCGAGAGGAGAGCCGCGAACAUUCCAGAGGCUGGUUCCUCAGGUAGUGCCUUACCCCCAAGUGCCAUAUCCCCCGCCGACGUCCGGCUGAGGGGCCACUCCUUCGCGGAGAGACAGCUGUCCCGUCCAGAAGACUCCAAGUUCGCCGAGUCGCCAAGCAGCCUACCGAACGUUCCCUCCCCGGGCGCAAAGUUUUUCGUCAGCACCCCUUCCCAGCCCAGCGGCUCCAGCCCCCGCCAGCCCUCCCCCAGAGGGACCCAGGACGUCCUGCCCGAAAGCUCCACUGUAGAAUUCGGGGCGUUCGUGGGUCACAAAGACGACUCUGAGCUCCAGCGAUCCUUCCCAAAAGAUGUCAUUGCUGGAGGGCUUAGUCCAACUAGGAAGGACAAAGAAACGGCUCACCCUGAAGGUCAUUUGAGGACAGUCAAUUCAUACGCUGGCUUCACUGAGUUCGACAGGAACCCGGCCACGCUCCAUCCUGAAACAACACUAAGCAAACGAGAGCGGAGUCUGGUUUCGGCCGAAGACAUCCGCUUCCACGAGGACCUGCGGGCUGCACAGAUGCUGGAAAGGGUACAGGGCAAGUUGUCACAAGCCAGCAGUCUAAACCCAGGAGAAGAUGCCUUAAACGCUGCAGCAUGCCUGUACACGUCCAGACACGCACACCUGGGGGCCAGGAAAGACUCCAUUGGUUCACCGUUCAAGCCUAUGGAUAUAAGCUAUCAAUAUUCAGCUGUGGAGCGUAAUAAUCUCAUGCGGUUGUCCCAGAGCAUUCCAUUCACCCCAGUGCCCCCGAGAGGAGAGCCGGUCACCGUGUACCGCCUGGAGGAGAGCUCCCCCAACACCAUCAACAACAGCAUGUCCUCCUGGUCCCAGCGGGGGCUGUGCGCCAAGAUCGAGUUCCUCAGCAAGGAGGAGAUGGGCGGGGGCCUGCGCCGGGCCCUCAAGGUCCUCUGCACCUGGUCCGAGUACGACAUCCUCAAGCCGGGACACCUGUACAUCGUCAAGUCCUUCCUGCCAGAGGUGGUCAACACCUGGCAGAGCAUCUACAAAGAAGACACUGUGCUGCAUCUCUGUCUCAGGGAAAUUCAGCAGCAAAGGGCUGCUCAGAAGCUGACUUUUGCCUUCAACCAGAUGAGGCCGAAGACAAUUCCUUAUUCGCCCAGGUUUCUUGAGGUGUUUCUGCUCUACUGCCACUCGGCUGGUCAGUGGUUCGCCAUUGAGGAGUGCAUCACCGGAGAGUUCAGGAAGUUCAACAACAACAACGGAGAUGAAAUUGUACCCACAAACCUCCUCGAGGAAACCAUGCUGGCCUUCAGCCACUGGUCAUACGAGUACACAAGAGGAGAGCUUCUGGUGCUGGACUUGCAAGGCGUUGGUGAGAUUCUGACGGAUCCGUCUGUGAUAAAAAGUGGUGAAAAGGGAUCGUAUGACAUGAUUUUUGGGCCAGCUAACCUGGGAGACGAUGCAAUAAGAAACUUCCGCGCUAAACACCACUGUAAUUCCUGCUGCCGGAAGCUCAAACUUCCUGAUCUGAAGCGGAAUGAUUACACACCCGACAAAGUUACACUACCCCAAGAUGACCCCCCCGAGGGUUCAGUUCAGCCAGGAGGCAGUACCAAAGAACAGAGGCAUUCUAUGCGCUUGAUGCUGUGAGCCCAGUGGCGAGGGUGCGAGCAGGGCGGGGGGAGCAGGAGCAGGAGGAAGCGCAUCCAUUGCCACUGGAAGAUCAUCUCAGUUCCCGUCGCGGCUAACUCAUGUGGAUAUUUCGUCUGUGCGUGUGUUUUUUUUUCACUUAUCAUUCGUUUGUGUUGUCAUGCACUGCAUGAUCAAGUAGAAAACAUAGGACACUGAGCUCAGUCCCCUGGACUCCAUAACAGGCAAAGGAAGUUACAGUAAACUGUUUUUAUGGAAUGCAGUCCUGAAAUGAGCAGGUGCAAUCAUGAAGAACCACAGUGAUUUUAACACCUUUUUUCUUUUUUUCCCUUUUUUUUACAAGUUUAUAUGUUCAUAUUAGUAUACACAGUGGCUAUCAACUUGUACAAUCACUGUAUAGAGGGGUAUAGUAUUUAUUAUGAAUUAUGAAAGUUGCCUUGUAUAAAAUAAGCAAUUUUAAGUGCAUUGUCUACACGUUUUUGUUGUGACAGGUUUGUAAGGGAAAACCUGUUCAGAUUCAAACUGCAAGAAUUUAUCUAGGGCAGAAUGUAAUCCAGAUUCUUUUUUAUAUAAAUGUAAAAAACCAUGUAGAAAUAUCUGUAUUAUGGCAUUUGUGGUACAUACUUUAUUAAUAAAUACAUAUGGAUUGAAAAUCUUGUAAAAUAUGGGCAGAUUGCAAUGCAACUUUUACAGUAAAAUAUAUGUAAUUUUAAUGUGUUGAA